Bipolaris oryzae ATCC 44560 is the source of this 2409-nucleotide messenger RNA. RefSeq lists its product as uncharacterized. Gene Ontology annotation, molecular function: pseudouridylate synthase activity; kinase activity. The transcript has 4 exons. The coding region runs from base 1 to 2409 and encodes 802 amino acids. NCBI's taxonomy places the organism in Eukaryota, Fungi, Ascomycota, Dothideomycetes, Pleosporales, Pleosporaceae. The record is from RefSeq and is a predicted model, not a curated record.
AUGCGCCUGUUGGUAACCUCAAUUAGGCGGCCCCGCAUAGCCGCCACGUCCACUGCCAUAGCUAGGGCUUCGGCGAGACGUCACUUGACUAACAAUGGCUUUUUUCGUGUCUCGGAAGAAGUGCGAGAGGCACUGAAUUCAAACAAGCCCGUGGUCGCCCUAGAGACGACCAUCUACACACACGGCUUCCCAUACCCUGAAAAUGUAGCCCUAGCCUCCCUCCUCGAAAGUGUAGUCCGGACCAACGGUGCCGUCCCAGCCACAAUAGGCAUUUUGGAUGGUGUAGCACGCGUCGGCCUGGAUCCGGAAGAGCUCAUAAGACUGGCUUCUUCUGCUGGACAGGCAAAUACGCUGAAGCUCUCACGUCGCGACCUCGGCUAUGUAUGCGGUACACGACUCACCAACAAGUCUUUCAAUGGAGGCACCACCAUAUCUGGCACCAUGUUGCUAGCACACCUCGCUGGUAUCAAGAUAUUCGGAACCGGCGGCCUUGGUGGUGUUCACCGUGGCGCCGAGUCGAGCAUGGACAUUUCUGCUGAUUUGACGGAGCUUGGAAGAACACCAGUCACGGUGGUCUCCAGUGGCUGCAAGAGUUUCCUUGACAUACCGCGAACAAUUGAGUACCUUGAAACCGAGGGCGUGGGAGUGGGCACAUUCGCCGACGGCCGCACGGGGAAGGUAGACUUUCCUGCCUUCUGGUCCAGAGACAGUGGAGUCAAGAGCCCGGUGACAAUUGCGGACGAGAUUGAAGCUGCUGCUGUUAUACAUGCGCAACACACUCUUCAAAUAUCAUCUGGCCUGCUUUUUGCCAACCCUGUUCCUACAGAGUUUGCUAUACCCAAGGAAGAAAUGGACGUGGUUAUUGAAGAGGCCUUGCGACAAGCCAACGCCGAAAACAUCUCAGGCAAAGACAAUACGCCCUUUGUACUCGCCAAGAUCAAGGAGCUUACCAAGGGCAAGAGCAUUCCUGCCAACAGGGCACUCAUUGAGUCCAACGUCAAGCGAGCAGCCAUUGUAGCACGCGAACUCGCCAUUCUAGAAGCAAAGCAACAAGAGGCCCAAGGACGUACUUCUUCUUACUUCACACCCGUUCAAUCCAGUCCGGCCUCUACUGCUCAAGAGCGGCUGCACAAUGCAUCUUUAUCGCCCUCUGAGCCUCCUUCUACACCCCCUACCAGUAUCUCAUCUCAGUCCGAACAACAAGCCGCUGCCGACAUCGUUGUGGCGGGUGCUCUCGCAGUAGACUUUUCAUGUGAUUUUGCUCCUUUAACACCUUCAUCCAGUCAGAUAGAUCCACUGCCACAUACAUCAAACCCUGCUGUUAUCACCCAAACACUUGGAGGCGUAGCUCACAAUAUUGCCAAAGCUUCUCAUCUGCUCGGUUCAUCUGUGCGAUUGCACAGCGCUGUGGGUGACGACUUAAGUGGCCGCGCAGCCGUCAACCAACUACAAGAGGAAGGCAUGUCAAUCUCUGGUAUUGAGACGAUGCCUGCGCCUUCCAGGACGGCACAAUAUGUUGCCAUUAAUAAUAUCAACAAGGAUCUUGCCAUGGCCAUGGCAGACAUGUCCAUCCUAGAGACCAUACCCAAUGACACCAUUCGCCAGCUGGCCAACACCGUGUUUCACGACCUCUCUAGCUCACCCAAAGCUUUUAUCGCAGAUGCAAACUGGUCCUCGGCUGCCUUGCAUACUUGGCUCCAAGCUGCCCGUCAAGCAAACACAACCACUAUUUUCGAGCCAGUCUCUACCGCCAAAGCGUUACGCAUCUUUCCGCAAAAAGCUGCCCCCACUGUUUUCCCCACUCCUCUCGUAGACAUCACAACACCAAAUACUUAUGAACUCAGUGCUUUGCACGAUCACGCACAUCAAUCUGGCUACUUUGACAGCCCCGAGUGGUUCAGUGUCAUCGACGCAUUGGGUAUCCCCAAUGGCGGCCUACGCGUGCCCCUGGCAGUCACUGUGGGCAGUGACAUAGUCGAUCAAGGCAUCCCCCAGCAAGCGAUCAAGUUGCUUCCUUUCUUCCCAACUAUACUGACCAAACUCGGUCCUCAAGGUGUCCUCAUGACCAAACUUCUUGCUGCUGACGCACCCGAACUACACUCCGAGGCUGAGCGCCAGUUUGUACUCGCACGCAACAGUGCGCCCAGUGCGACAAAUGCGCAACUAAGUGUUGCAGGGCUGUAUGUGAGACUUUUCCCAGUGGAAAAGGUACUCUCGCCCGAGGAAGUAAUUAGUGUAAAUGGUAUUGGCGAUACGUUUUGUGGGGCUCUAGCCCACGGCCUCAGCCAGGGUAGGUGGGUCCAAGAUGUGGUAGGUUUUGCACAAGGGGCUGCAGCAUUGAGUCUGAAGAGUCGUGAGGCGGUCAGCAGCGAGUUGAAACGACUGAGAGGUUCGUUGGCAAAAGUCUGA